CCAGAGUGGCAAGAGUGCAGCCGCCUGCACCUCUCCCGUGCGGAGCUCUGGCUCGCGAAAAGCGUGGGGAGCUGGCGCGGGGCUGACUCGCCUCGCCGGGCGUGGAGUGCGGAACGUGCGCGGCCGGCUGCUGGGCGCAAGGCCGCCCUAUGGGACCCGCCUGAGUCCGGAGCGUCCCUCCCCAACCCUGGGCAGCCCCCGGUCUGGCCUGGCGCGCGCUCGCUUCCCGGGAGGGCGGCCUGGGCCAUGGCGGCUGCGGCCCUGGCGAUCGGGGACCCCUUCAGCCCUGCACUCGAGCUGCUACCGGGACAGCCCGCACCGGUCCGGGCACGCCCGGUGAGUGCGGGGCCGGCGCCACGAAGCUGGCUCGGCUCUGCCCCGGGCUCUAGGCCCACAAUGAGGGGCGGAGGGGGCAGUGCGGCGACCGGGAAAUCGGGGUCCAGCCCAGUGUGGAGGGGCCGGAGGAACAGGCAGGGAGCAGAACGGAUUCGACAUCCCCCAGACUGACGCCAGCAGGGAAAACACGUGCAGCUGCACAGGCGGGAGCCAAGCACUGGGGCAGAGGUGUUCACAGAGCGCUGUGCGCCGUGAUGCAUGUCCAGCAUUUCCAUGUCCCUGGUUUUUACAGAGCUGGUUAUGUUUGAGGUGGGUCUCGGGAUGAAUCUGAGUUUGCCGGUCCCAGAGGGAGGAACUGCAUCUCCAGGCAGGGGGAGCUGCAGGUGCAAGGACACAGAUCUGGGCAAGGCAGGGGUUUGGGUUCGUGACAGGUGACAGGCUAGGGGAUGGGGGGGGGGUGGCGGUGCAGGAGAUGAUUCUUGGCAGGUGAGCGGGGCCUCUGAACAGUCAGUGGAAUUGCCCAUCUUGGGUCUAGGCAGAAAGCUGACAGCUUUCUUGAGUAAAACCCUUGCUCCCUGACCAUGCAGAGGAUUUGGGUGUUUUGAGGUGGGGCAAGGGUGAACCAGCCAGUCUUUGAGCCCUGGGGUGCUGGGUGAGUCGCUGUGCUGACUUUGUAAGGCAAGGACCUACGUGAAAUGCAGCAGUAUCAGCCUCUCAGUAGUGUGGAGAUCGACAUCCCGAAUGAGGCAGCGGCUUGGAAUUAGAAGCCUUGAUGGCUCUUCAUUAGUCCUGCUUGUGUUUCUUAAGGAAGAAGGUAAGAAAAAGUGCAGAAGCUUGGGCUCCCAGAGAUACAGGAAAAGGGGGGCAUUGAGACUGAGAAGUGAGGAAGAGAGUAGGGUGCCACGUUUGAGAGAACGUGCUGGAGUGGCAGAGUGCAGGGAAUCAAGUCAGAGUGUGGAUCUCCAGAGCAGCCUGGGUAUUCUGAGGUGCCUUUAGCUGCCUCUGUGGCCCAUGACAGUGAGGGCGAGGGAGAGAAGAGAAAGAGCCUUACAUAGGGGCACCAGGGUGGCUGGAGUGAGGCUAGAAGGCAGUGUGGCCCAGGAGAGAACAGCUGGAGAGGCAAACAGCCCUGAAUUCUGUCUCCAUUCUGGAACUUUGGGGGCAGUGAUUCUCUGAGCCUGUUUCUUCUAUAAAAGGAAUCUGAUCCACUCCUCAUAGGCUGUGAGGCAUAUACAAAGUUUAAUAUAGGUAAAGUGCCUGCCAAAGGCUCAGUCAAUAGAUGGUAGUUGUACUUCUUAUCAAGGGUUGACGACCUCUGACAGAGGGCCUGCUGUGGGAAAGGAGGGUACCUAGAGUCCAGAUCGUUGUUUGGGCCACAAGGAUGAAAAGGGAAAACUUGCAGAGACUCAGGAAAAAGAAGAAAGGAUGAAGAGACAUGAAAAAUUGAUGGCUGAUCCCUUGUAUCUUUGAGUUAGUGACCUUCGAGGAUGUGGCCGUCUACUUCUCUGAGAACGAGUGGACAAGCCUGGCCCCCACUCAGAGGGUCCUGUACAGGGAUGUGAUGCUGGAGAAUUAUGGGGCUGUGGCUUCCCUGGCAGCAUUUCCAUUUCCUAAACCGGCUCUGAUUUCCCAGCUGGAACGAGGGGAAGCACCCUGGUGCAAAGCUCCUCAGGGAGCUCUGGAUGGAGAGGGCCCGAGGGGCAUCUCCUCAGGAUGUCCAUUUCUAAAGCCUGCUGGGAUCUCCCAUCUUGAGCAGGUGGAAGAGCCAUUGAACCUGAAACCGCAAGGAGAGGGUCCAAGCCUAAUCUGUACUGAGAGUGUGUUGAAGAGUGAGAAAGAAGAUUUUGCUCUGAAGGAGGAACAUUGUGAGGAGGCAAAGGACCACAUGGUGGUAUCACGCAGACCUCGGUGGUAUGGUUCCCAGGAAUUCUGGUUUGGAAAAACCUGUGAGGAGUUAAAAAGCAGGUUAGGGAGAUGGUCUGACUACUCAAAUGGGAGAAGUGUGGAGAACACUGCAAAUGACAUUAUAGAAGUGAUUGUCAAAGAUGAGAUGGUGUCAGGAGAAGAUAGUUCGGAAAACAUUGAUGUGAAUACCCACCUUGUUAUCCGUCAGAAAAUUCUCAGUCAGCAGGUGUUCUAUAUAUGUGAAGAAUGUGGCAAGUGUUUUGAUCAAAAUGAAGACUUUGACCAACAUCAGAGAAUUCAUAAUGGAGAGAAGGUCUAUGGAUGUAAGGAAUGUGGGAAGACAUUCAGUUUUAGAUCACAUUGCAUUGCACAUCAGAGAAUUCACACCGGGGUGAAACCCUAUGUGUGUCAACAAUGUGCUAAAGCCUUUGUUUGGAAAUCAAACCUGAUUCGGCACCAGAGAAUACAUACCGGAGAGAAACCCUUUGAAUGUAAGGAAUGUGGGAAGGGCUUUAGUCAGAACACAAGCCUUACACAACAUCAGCGAAUCCAUACUGGGGAGAAACCAUAUACAUGUAAGGAAUGUGGGAAAAGCUUUACUCGGAACCCAGCCCUACUUCGACAUCAGAGAAUCCACACUGGGGAGAAGCCUUAUGAAUGCAAGGACUGUGGGAAAGGCUUCAUGUGGAACUCCGAUCUUGCUCAGCACCAGAGAGUCCACACGGGGGAGAAGCCCCAUGAAUGUACAGACUGUGGGAAAAGCUUUAUCUGCAAGGCACACCUUAUCCGACAUCAGAGAAUCCAUACUGGGGAAAGACCCUAUAAAUGUAAUGACUGCGGGAAGGCCUUCAGUCAGAAUUCCGUUCUGAUUAAGCACCAGAGGCGCCAUGCUAGAGAGAAACCCUGCAAUUGUCUAACCUCUCAUUUUCUUGAACAUUAGCAAACACAUAAUAGCGGUA
Messenger RNA from Lutra lutra (Eurasian river otter), 3200 nucleotides. It is a transcript of the gene ZNF662, whose product is annotated as zinc finger protein 662. NCBI's taxonomy places the organism in Eukaryota, Metazoa, Chordata, Mammalia, Carnivora, Mustelidae. Gene Ontology annotation, molecular function: RNA polymerase II cis-regulatory region sequence-specific DNA binding; DNA-binding transcription repressor activity, RNA polymerase II-specific. Gene Ontology annotation, biological process: negative regulation of transcription by RNA polymerase II. The record is from RefSeq and is a predicted model, not a curated record. The transcript is spliced from 5 exons. Bases 1898 to 3181 code for a protein of 427 amino acids.